AUUUUAAACGAAAAUAUCGUCGGAAAUAGAGCAUUAAUUUCUACAUUUUCCUCCAAUGACCAUUCUCUGAUGAUCCGUGCAACGGCGGAGUAAUACAAGGAAGGAAAAGUAGUGCACUCUUUUGCCAAAUUGCCACCGUGAUUUUACAAUCAUCUACCGCGGGCGGUGUGGUGAUCCUAUCGAGAGAGUGAUUGUGUUGAUUGUUAGUCACCGAGUUUAAAAGGAAUACAUCAUGGAUGAAGAAUACGAUGCUAUUGUCCUGGGCACCGGCUUGAAAGAAUGUAUCUUGAGUGGAAUGUUGUCAGUGAGUGGCAAGAAGGUUCUUCAUAUGGAUCGAAACAAAUACUAUGGAGGAGAAAGUGCAUCCAUCACUCCACUUGAAGAACUGUUUGCUAAGUUUAGUAUGCCAGCAACUCAGCUAGAAGAGUAUGGUAGAUCUAGAGAUUGGAAUGUUGAUCUCAUACCAAAGUUUUUAAUGGCCAAUGGCCAACUCGUCAAACUUCUUAUACAUACUGGAGUCACUAGGUACUUAGAAUUUAAAUCUGUUGAAGGAAGCUAUGUUUAUAAAGGAGGAAAAAUUUUUAAAGUUCCAGCUGAUGAGAAAGAAGCUCUUGGCUCAAAUUUGAUGGGAAUGUUCGAGAAAAGGAGAUUUAGGAAUUUCUUGGUAUAUGUUCAGGAAUUCAACCUUAAUGAACCUAAAACUUGGAAAGAUAUUGAUGCCAAUUCAACAACUACUGCUCAACUGUAUGAAAAGUUCGGCUUAGACAAAGAUACUGCCGAUUUUACUGGUCACGCUUUAGCUUUAUAUCGUGAUGAUGAUUAUCUUGCAAAGCCAUGCUUAGAAACUAUUAACAGAAUUAAGUUAUACAGCGAUUCAUUGGCCCGUUAUGGAAAGAGUCCAUACUUGUAUCCUUUAUAUGGUCUUGGUGAGCUUCCUCAAGGGUUUGCAAGACUUAGUGCAAUUUAUGGUGGAACAUACAUGUUGGAUAAACAAAUUGAUGAGCUAGUUAUGGAAGGAGGCAAAGUUGUUGGAGUACGAUCUGGUAAUGAAACUGCAAGGUGCAAACAAGUUUAUUGUGACCCAUCAUAUGUUCCUGAUAAAGUAGAAAAAAUUGGACAGGUUGUUCGCUGCAUCUGUCUUUUGAAUCAUCCCAUUCCAAAUACCAAAGAUGCUCUGUCUUGCCAGAUUAUCAUUCCACAGAAACAAGUUGGCAGAAAGUCAGACAUCUAUGUCUCGCUUGUAUCUUACACUCAUCAAGUUGCAGCUAAAGGUUGGUUCAUUGCAAUGGUUAGCACGACAGUUGAAACUGAGAAUCCAGAAGCUGAAAUUAAAGUUGGCUUAGACCUUCUGGGACCAAUCAAGCAAAAAUUUGUCUGGGUUAGUGAUGUUUUUAAACCAAAGGAUUAUGGUGAAGAGAGCCAAAUAUUCAUCUCUCAAUCAUAUGAUGCUACAUCUCAUUUUGAGACAACAUGUUUGGAUGUCUUGGACAUCUUCCGACGAGGCACUGGCGAAGAUUUUGACUUUUCUAAAGUGAAACACGAUCUUGGAGAUGAGCAGGAAUAAGAUUCCUGUUUUUUACAGUAUCACUUCGCCUUGCUGAUGCUGUUUUUUCCUGUUUAUAUAAUCUGCAACAGGAUUUGAUUGAGCAUAGGCUUCUGUCGUUUUUGGGUGGUGAACAUCAACUGCUUUUUGCCAGAGUGAUCCUUAAAUUAUGACAAAAAAAAAAAAAAAAAGUAAAUACAAAAUUGUGACUUUCCUUCUGAAUCUAUUUGGACUUAAUAAUAUCAUUUUUCAUGUGGUCUGUAGUUCAUCAGUUUUAAUACCUAAGAUCAGUAAAUAGUAAAAAUACAAAUAGUAAAAUCUAUCAUUGUUAUAGUUUUGGUAGAAAUAAUCGCCUGCUUGCUCAAAAGCAAAAGCUGAAUGUUACUUUUCACCCAGAAGAGGAUGUAUUUCUUGUCAAUUUGAUUAAUAAUGAAACUAUAUAUAUAUAUAUGAUUGUUUCUGAUUUGUAAAAAUAUUCCAAAGCUAUCAGUUCGAUGUGAUAUAAAUAUUGUCAAAUUAUUCUGUGAUUGUUUUGUGGCACUUUGGGGUAUUUCCCUGAUACACUUCGGCUUUGCUCUGUAUGUCAUCAGAAUUCUUAUUAAAAGGCACAUUUGGCGA
This is a messenger RNA of Argiope bruennichi, 2161 nucleotides long. It is a transcript of the gene Gdi, whose product is annotated as rab GDP dissociation inhibitor beta-like. The record is from RefSeq and is a predicted model, not a curated record. Gene Ontology annotation, molecular function: Rab GDP-dissociation inhibitor activity. Gene Ontology annotation, cellular component: cytoplasm. Gene Ontology annotation, biological process: small GTPase-mediated signal transduction; protein transport; vesicle-mediated transport. NCBI's taxonomy places the organism in Eukaryota, Metazoa, Arthropoda, Arachnida, Araneae, Araneidae. The transcript is spliced from 10 exons. The coding region runs from base 233 to 1564 and encodes 443 amino acids.